Molecule: messenger RNA, 1062 nt
Organism: Cryptomeria japonica (Japanese cedar)
Lineage: Eukaryota; Viridiplantae; Streptophyta; Pinopsida; Cupressales; Cupressaceae
Exons: 1
Coding region: 1-1062 (353 amino acids)
Source: RefSeq, a predicted model, not a curated record
AUGGUCAGGCAAUGGGCAAAAUCUUGUUGGAAGCUUAAAGGAUGCUUGGAAGUUUCAGCUAUGCCGGGAGGACUCUUUCUAUUCAAGUUCAACACCGAUGAGGAUCUGAUGUAUGUUCUGUUAGGGUCUUGGGCUUAUGGAAAGCACUUCCUUACCAUGGAUAAAUGGAAGCCUAGUUUUGACCCCUCCACAGAACUAAACCGCAUGGCUCCAGUCUGGGUUAGGCUCCUUGGACUCCCUUUGGAAUUCUGGGAUGAACAAAUCUUCCGCUGGAUUGGUAACUCAUUUGGUAGCUUUGUUGCAGCGGACUUGAUCACUCUCAACAAAUCCAGGUUGGUGUAUGCUUGUUUUUGUGUUAAUGUCACUCUUAACAAGGCUCUCCCAAACUUUAUCUCCCUAAAAUCAAAAUAUGGAAAAUGGACCCAAGCUAUUGUGUACGAAAAUGCCACCUUGUAUUGCCAAAAAUGCAAUAAACAGGGGCACUCAUAUACUGAUUGUAAAGCCCCCAUAGCUGCGGAACCCAAGAUAAAAAAUAAAGCCAUCUGGGCCGAACCCAUCAACCUUGGUGACCCGUCAUCCUCGACUCCCUUUGAGCUGACUACUGUGAAUGAAAUUUCUAAAGAUUACCCACACAAAGACAAGAUUCUUGAGAUCUUAAAAUCCCCAGUAGACCCAAUCAAAAACUCAAACAUUCCGCUCGAAGAGGGAGAGAUCUUGGAGGUGAUAGCCCUCAACAUGGCUUCGACCAAGCUUCUUUUGAUCGAAAAUAGCUUACCCACCUCUCCAACCCCUCCCUCCCCUAUUACAGGGGAUAGAGAUGUGCACCCUGGAAACUCCUUGGUAACUCUGCUGAAAGUGUCCCCCCCGGUCUCCCCCCGAAUGGACAAUGAAGAAUGGAUAACCCAGAAGAAGAAAGUCAAGGCCAAGAAAGAAGAUGUGGGGGGUAAUGAAAACAAAGUUGGCAGACCCUCAGAAAGAGUCCUAAGGCACAAGGUUAUGGCAAGGGAUAUUGCAAAGGGCAAACAACUGACCCUGGAUGGACUUAGCAAAAGAAAGAAAUGA